Conger conger (European conger) is the source of this 1838-nucleotide messenger RNA. RefSeq names its product 4-hydroxy-2-oxoglutarate aldolase 1 (gene hoga1). Gene Ontology annotation, molecular function: N-acetylneuraminate lyase activity; 4-hydroxy-tetrahydrodipicolinate synthase activity. The record is from RefSeq and is a predicted model, not a curated record. Lineage: Eukaryota; Metazoa; Chordata; Actinopteri; Anguilliformes; Congridae. Gene Ontology annotation, biological process: N-acetylneuraminate catabolic process. The transcript has 7 exons. Bases 652 to 1638 code for a protein of 328 amino acids.
GCCAGCUGGUCUGGGGAGAGGGCAAACGUGUUCUGAUCUCUGAAGAUGUUAUUUAUAAUUUUACUAAUGUAUCCAAUCCGAUUUACUUAGUCGUUUAGAAAAGUAUAAUUCGUCAGUGUUUUAAAUAAGUUACGCUUACAUUGUCGAUAAGCAGGCUACUGUGAACAUGCCAUCAAGUUGGUAAUUACGAACAUCAAUAUUUCACCAAACUUAAAUUACUUUGUUCUUAAUCGAAAGCGAAGCGAAAGUAAUCAUUUUCAAGACAAAAUAAAUUGCAUGUUGCCAUUUAUUGCAAUAUAGCUAUUUGCACGUUGCAGCCCUACAAUGCAUAACACAGCAAAUGAACAAGCAACCAAAUGUAGCUAGUUAGCUAACGAGAAGUGCAGUAACGCGCGGUUGGAAGCAAAACCAAACAAAAAUUGCGUCCAGUGCUCAGAUACUCGCAACAUUUCGUUUAUAUGUAACUUUCUAUCAGUCUGCUAAGUUGCUUUUCUUUUUGGAGCAAGUUUGCCCACCCAGCGCAGAGUCAAUAUUUAGAUAGCGGCGUUGUAUAUUAACUGGGAAACAUUUAAAUAGAUUACCAAUAAAAUCUGCUUUUAGUUAGUUGGCGUCGUUGCUAUAGUUUGCUAUUGUGGCAUAAACUCCGUGAGAAUGCUUGCCUUCUUCAGAAAAGCCCAUUCGAUUACGUAUAGAGGAAGCGUUAAUACAGCAUGGAAGCGGACCAAGGCCCACAUUUCUGGAGCUCAGAGAUUGGAUAUUCGAGGAAUCUACCCUCCUAUAGCCACACCGUUCACCGAGAAGGAAGAAGUGGACUAUCAGAAACUGAAUGCUAAUUUAGAGAAAUAUGGCAAAAUCUCUUUCAGAGGCCUGGUGGUGCAGGGCUCAAACGGAGAGUACCCGUACCUGACAGUGGAGGAGCGGGUGGAGGUGGUCCGCAGGGUGAGGCAGGCCCUGCCUCAGGACAAGCUGGUGGUGGCUGGAUCGGGCUGCGAAUCCACGAUGGCCACUGUGCAGAUGAGCCAGCUGAUGGCUGGCGCGGGAGCGGACGCUGUGCUGGUGGUCACCCCGUGUUUCUACCGCGGCAGGAUGGACAGCAGGGCCCUCGUUCAGCAUUACACGAAGGUUGCUGACUCCAGCCCGGUGCCAGUGGUUCUGUACAGCGUGCCUGGAAACACAGGCCUGGAUCUGCCCAUAGACGCGGUGGUCACCCUCUCUCAACACCCCAACAUAGUGGGGCUCAAGGACAGUGGUGGGGAUAUCACAAGAAUAGCUCUUAUUAUUCACAAAACGAGCUCAGAGGAUUUUCAGGUUCUGGCUGGUUCAGCGGGUUUUCUCAUGGCUGCAUAUUCCGUGGGGGCUGUGGGCGGGGUGUGUGCCCUAGCCAACAUUCUAGGGAGCCAGGUGUGCCAACUGGAGGAGCUGUGCCUGUCCGGCCAAUGGGAGGCAGCGAAAGCGCUACAGUACAGACUCAUCGAACCCAACGCUGCGGUGACCAGGAAGUUUGGGGUUGCCGCGCUGAAGCAGGCGAUGGAGUGGUUUGGUUACCAUGGCGGCGUGUGCCGCUCGCCCUUGCAGCCGCUGUCGGAGGCGGAGUCCAAAGCGCUGCGGCAGGACUUUUCCUCCAAUGGCUGGCUCUGAACACAACACGACCGCUGUGGGCAUGCUGGCGAAGGAGGAGUCAUGCGGGACAGAUCUGGCGUAAACUUGAGCACUUAAGUGAAUUGAUUUUUCGAAAUCCUGCAGUAACACUAAAACGGUGCUUAUUUUUAAUAAAAGGUUUCCGCUGUACUACGCUGUCAUUAAAUGUAAUAAAAUAUUUUGGGUGACCGCUUCAGAAA